GCCUGCGGGGGAGGCUGCCCGGAGGAGGUGGCGACAGUGGCAGCAGUGCGCGUCCCCGGCCCCCUGGACCACGGCUUCCUUUCUGCCAGAUCCAUCUGUCCAUCCAUCUGUGUGGGUCCACAAUGGCCACCUUCAGCCGCCAGGAAUUUUUCCAGCAGCUACUGCAGGGCUGUCUCCUGCCUACUGUCCAACAGGGCCUUGACCAGAUCUGGCUGCUUCUUACCAUCUGCUUUGCCUGCCGCCUCCUUUGGAGGCUGGGGUUACCGUCUUACCUGAAGCAUGCAAGCACCGUGGCAGGUGGCUUCUUCAGCCUCUACCACUUCUUCCAGCUGCACAUGGUUUGGGUCGUGCUGCUGAGUCUCCUGUGCUACCUCGUGCUGUUCCUCUGCCGACACUCCUCCCACCGAGGCGUCUUCCUCUCCGUCACCAUCCUCAUCUACCUGCUCAUGGGUGAGAUGCACAUGGUGGACACCGUGACAUGGCACAAGAUGCGAGGGGCCCAGAUGAUCGUGACCAUGAAGGCGGUGUCUCUGGGCUUCGACCUGGACCGGGGCGAGGUGGGUGCAGUGCCCUCACCUGUGGAGUUCAUGGGCUACCUCUACUUUGUGGGCACCAUCGUCUUUGGGCCCUGGAUAUCCUUCCACAGCUACCUACAGGCUGUCCAAGGCCGCCCACUGAGCCGCCGAUGGCUGAAGAAGGUGGCCCGGAGCCUGGCGCUGGCCCUGCUGUGCCUUGUACUGUCCACUUGUGUGGGCCCCUACCUCUUCCCCUACUUCAUCCCCCUCGAUGGCGACCGACUCCUUCGCAAGUGGCUACGAGCCUACGAGAGUGCUGUCUCCUUCCACUUCAGCAACUAUUUUGUGGGCUUUCUGUCUGAGGCCACAGCCACAUUGGCCGGGGCUGGCUUCACGGAGGAGAAGGACCACCUGGAAUGGGACCUGACAGUCUCUAGACCGUUGAAUGUGGAGCUGCCCCGGUCCAUGGUGGAAGUUGUCACAAGCUGGAACCUGCCCAUGUCUUAUUGGUUGAAUAAUUAUGUUUUCAAAAAUGCCCUCCGCCUGGGGACCUUCUCUGCUGUGCUGGUCACCUAUGCAGCCAGUGCGCUCCUGCAUGGCUUCAGUUUCCACCUGGCUGCUGUGCUGCUGUCCCUGGCAUUUAUCACGUAUGUGGAACAUGUCCUCAGAAAGCGCCUGGCUCACAUCCUCAGUGCCUGCAUCUUGUCGAAGCGCUGUCUGCCGGACUGUUCACAUCAGCAUCGCUUGGGCCUGGGGGUACGAGCCUUAAACUUGCUCUUUGGGGCCCUGGCUAUCUUCCACCUGGCCUACCUGGGCUCCCUGUUUGAUGUCGAUGUGGACGACACCACAGAGGAGCAGGGCUACGGCAUGGCAUAUACUGUCCACAAGUGGUCAGAGCUCGGCUGGGCCAGUCACUGGGUCACUUUUGGAUGCUGGAUCUUCUACCGUCUCAUAGGCUGAGGCAUAAGACCUUCAUAAUCCCCUUCAAUACCCCUUCCUUAGGGUGCCAACUCUCAGGGGGGUGAGGGAAGACCCUUUCUCCACUCCUUGACCCCUCCAUGUUUGAGCCCCAACACCCCUCCACACAACAUACAGACAACACACACAGCCUUUCCAUGCCUGUCAAUCCUCACCCCACCACCAGGCAGGAAGGGGGUGGUCCUUCUCGGGGCCUAGAAAUGAUGGCUACUUGGGGAAGCAGAGAGGUGCAGUUCCAGGGCCUCCGCACCUGCCUGCUCCCUU
Apodemus sylvaticus (European woodmouse) is the source of this 1757-nucleotide messenger RNA. RefSeq names its product porcupine O-acyltransferase (gene Porcn). Bases 123 to 1475 code for a protein of 450 amino acids. The transcript has 13 exons. NCBI's taxonomy places the organism in Eukaryota, Metazoa, Chordata, Mammalia, Rodentia, Muridae. Gene Ontology annotation, biological process: canonical Wnt signaling pathway; Wnt protein secretion; lipid modification. Gene Ontology annotation, cellular component: endoplasmic reticulum; membrane. The record is from RefSeq and is a predicted model, not a curated record. Gene Ontology annotation, molecular function: Wnt-protein binding; palmitoleoyltransferase activity.